Molecule: messenger RNA, 1563 nt
Organism: Rhizoctonia solani
Lineage: Eukaryota; Fungi; Basidiomycota; Agaricomycetes; Cantharellales; Ceratobasidiaceae
Exons: 12
Coding region: 1-1563 (520 amino acids)
Source: RefSeq, a predicted model, not a curated record
AUGAAACUUGACGUCCCCAUAUGCGCACUUGCUUCUCCCUAUCGAGGCAAAAAUGAUCUUCAGCUCUCUGGGUCGGUGCCGGUAGCAACGCAAGGGUCUGGACUUCGGGAAACAUGGAUAUAUAAACUCGAGCCUGCUCGGUGCUCGACUUUACGCUCUGAGGUCUCGGUUUGUUCUUGGUCGACAGGUUUCGCAAUGUAUCACACUCUGUAUUUUGUUACGCUCCUUGCUUGUCUUUCGGGCAUCGUAUCCGGUAUAUCGGCUCCUCGAGCCGAAGCCAAGUCCACAACGUGUAAACUUCAAGUACUUCAAAGCUCUACUCCUCGCGGAUACAUUUCAUCGAAACGGAAUGAGUCCGGAGAGUAUGGUAUACUUACCAACUCGUCUACGGAAGCCAUCGAGGUCACAUUCACUCCUAAAAAUACAUCAACACAGAUGGAUCUGAGUGUUACCGGAGCCAACGUGAACACACCAGCACUGGGCGCAAUUGUUGGGUUUUUCAACGAGGGCGAUGAUCUGAAAGCUGGGAGCUACCACUACGCAUACAUUGGUUUGACAUCUCGGACGCCUUCCGGCGCCGUCCCCCAAACGGCCGUCAACUCUUUCGACCAGGUCCAGAAUUACAAUCGGAAAAUUGAGAGUGCGAUUUGGUCAUUCAAUUCGUCAACGAAAUCAGUUACUCCCCAAUGGGUGAAUACCGAUCGCUCAACACCCCAAAAUAUCCUUUUGUACGUGGACAAGCAAAAUGUGUUGAUAAUCACUGGAGACAAAGGAAAGUUUGGGGAAACAUUUAAAGAGGAGUUCGAGGCACAGGGUGCCACUCCUGUCGAGGUGUUCGAACCCCCACUGCAUUCACAUUCCUUAACCCAUAGUCAUUCUUUCACCGAAAUCUUGUUAAAUAUGCGCUUUUCUUUAUUCUGUGCUGCAGUGGUCGCCUUUUGUCCAAUUGCGGUAUCAAGUCAAUCAACCAACCUUUGGGACCUAAUAGGAUUUGGUACUAGACCUUCCCAAACUACAUGCAGAAUCCGAGUCUACCAAGGAACCAAGCCUCUUGGGUACCUCUCUUCUCAGAGGAAUUCAUAUGGAGAGUAUGGUACACUCCAAGAUACGACUGUCGGAGCUCUGUCUGUUACAUUCAGCGUCUCACGGAACAACCCGAAUCAAUUAAAUUUGAAAGUCGGGGGAGCGAGUGCAGACAUGCCGAUGCUCGGAGGCAUUGUUGGAUUCACCACCACAAACGAUAACCUAGUAUCUGGAAGUCACCACUAUGCGUACAUCGGCUUGACCUCUCAGACGGCAUCUGGCUCGACCCCUGUCCAAGGUGUGAAUUCUUUUGACAAGGUUCAAAACUUUGAACGAAAGGUUCAGAGUGCGAUUUGGACAUAUGACUCUGGGAAGAAACAGCUGGCUCCUCAAUGGGUCAACGCUGAUAGAACAAUGGCAGGAAACUAUCUUUUGCAUGUGGCCGACGAAAAGGCGCUAGUUCUCACCGCUGAUAAAACCGAGUUCCAGAAAGUAAUGAACGUCACAUUCUCCGAAGUGGCCUUGGGUUGUGUUGCAUGA